Labeo rohita (rohu) is the source of this 2692-nucleotide messenger RNA. Its product is annotated as T-complex protein 1 subunit beta-like. Gene Ontology annotation, cellular component: cytosol; chaperonin-containing T-complex. Gene Ontology annotation, molecular function: ATP hydrolysis activity; ATP binding; protein dimerization activity. NCBI's taxonomy places the organism in Eukaryota, Metazoa, Chordata, Actinopteri, Cypriniformes, Cyprinidae. The record is from RefSeq and is a predicted model, not a curated record. The transcript is spliced from 21 exons. Gene Ontology annotation, biological process: protein folding. The coding region runs from base 1 to 2529 and encodes 842 amino acids.
AUGGAUGCUGAGGAGGUGAAACGGAGGCUUGCCUCUGGUGAUUAUGUUUUGGCAAAAUUAGCCAGAUCAGUACUACACAUCCCGGCCAGUCGCAGCAGCAGUGAAAGGGUGUUUGGUGCUGCUGGACGCACCAUCAGUUGUGACCACAAGAAUGUGCCGGGAUCACCGUUCAGAUUCCAUCGUUUUCCUGUUUCGGAUAUAGCUAUGAGACAGCUUUGGCUGGUUGCCAUCGGCUAUUAUGCGGGAGCUAAAAUAUCCAGUAUCAAGGAUUUUCGUGUGUGCAGUGCUCACUUCAGCGAAGACGAUUACAUCCCCGACCAAGGAGGAAAAAGCAAAAAACGGAUUUUAAAGAGUUCUGCUGUACCAGUACCAUGGGUCAAGAACACAAAGACACACAAGGAGUUCAGAGACCAUGUGGUCCAUGCUGUGGAGCAGUACAGAAAACAAGAAUUGAAGAUUAAGAAUCAGGAAAAAGAGCUCCAAAGGAAAUUAACUCAGCUGCAGCUUGAGGAACUGAUCAGCAAGAAGAAGAAGGUUCAGGCAGUACAAAAAGAAGACCACCCAGCAAUGGCACCUGUCAAUACUUCAGUGCCUAUAGAGGUGGAGGAUCUGCCUGAAAGCUCCUCUGGCAGCAAUGGACAACAUCACCAGAAAGCGCUCCAGGCUACCAGGAAUGUCUGGAGCUCCUCUGGCACCGUCCUCUUCGAGCACCCCCUCUGGUCUUUGACCAUGGUUAUGGUCUGCUUGCCUGGAUCUGCCUUCGGCAUAUCGAUUGGGAAACUUUUAGGUCCCCACUACAGCACUACAUCUAGGGUUAUGGUCCUACCUCCAGGAGCCUUUGGCUACAUUGUGGCCCUUGUUCUCGAGGUUCUGCGGGCCUUGAUAGAGCGGGGCCCUAUGCUUUCCAUUGAGAUGGCCUCCUUUACGGGGCACGGAUGGGUCCUCUUCGAGUACCCCCCUCUGGUCUCUGACUAUGGUUGUGGCCUGCUUGUCCUGGAUCUGCCUUCAUCAUGGAGACAUCAUGGCCACUUUGGCUUUCAGGACCUCACUACAGCACUACAACUAGGGUUAUGGCCCUACCUCCAGGUGAAAGGUCCUGACCCACUACAGAUGGUCUGGGCAAAUCAACAGAAGGUCUUCAAAGUACUAUCUCAGGCCUGGAACCAGUUUAUCGGUGCCAUUGCUAUCGGAGAUCUGGUGAAGAGCACUCUGGGACCAAAAGGAAUGGACAAGAUCCUGCUGGGCGGUGGGAAGGACAGUAGCGUGACGGUCACCAACGAUGGAGCCACCAUCCUGAAGGCCAUCGGUGUCGACAACCCCGCCGCUAAAGUGCUCGUGGACAUGUCUAAGGUUCAGGAUGACGAGGUCGGUGACGGGACGACGUCUGUCACAGUUCUGGUGGCUGAGCUGCUGCAGGAAUGCAUCAUGAUCGAUGUCUAUGUGAUCCAUCCUCAGAUCAUCAUCACGGGCUGGAGGAAAGCCACUCAGGCGGCGUGUGAUGCGCUCAGAGACAUGGGUAGUGAGCAGAGCUGCUGUUUGAGCGACGAGCUGAAGUUCCAGGUGGAUCUGAUGAACAUCGCGCGCACCACACUCUCCUCCAAGCUGCUGAAGCACCACAAGGAACACUUCGCCAAGCUGGCGGUGGAGGCCGUGCUCAGACUCAAGGGAUCUGGCAACCUGGAGGCCAUUCAUGUCAUCAAGAAGCUGGGCGGCAGCCUCACCGACUCAUACCUGGAUGAAGGUUUUCUGCUGGACAAGAGGAUCGGCGUGAACCAGCCCAAGAGGAUCGAGAACGCCAACAUCCUCAUCGCCAACACCGGCAUGGACACAGACAAGAUCAAGAUCUUCGGCUCCAGAGUGCGCGUGGACUCCACCGCCAAAGUGGCUGAGAUCGUGAUGGCCGAGAAGGAGAAGAUGAAGGACAAGGUGGAGCGCAUCCUCAAACAUGGCAUCAACUGCUUCAUCAACAGGCAGCUGAUCUAUAACUACCCUGAGCAGCUGUUUGCAGCCGCUGGUGUGAUGGCCAUCGAACAUGCAGAUUUCGUGGGAGUCGAGCGCUUGGCUCUCGUCACAGGCGGUGAGAUCACCUCGACAUUUGACCAUCCUGAGCUGGUGAAGAUCGGCCACUGUAAGCUGAUAGAGGAGGUGAUGAUCGGAGAGGACACUCUCAUACACUUCUCUGGAGUGGACAUGGGUGAGUGCUGGCGAAGUGCCGUUUCCACAAACAAACCUGAGGGCAGCUUGAUUUUUGUGUUUCUGCCCACCAUCAUCGCUGAUAACGCGGGAUAUGACAGCGCAGAGCUGGUUUCUCAGCUGAGAGCCACACACCAAGACAACAAGAGCACCUUCGGCCUGGACAUGACCCAGGGCACGGUGGGAGACAUGGCCACUCUGGGCAUCACCGAGAGCUUCCAGGUUAAGAGGCAGGUGCUGCUGAGCACGGCCGAGGCGGCCGAGAUGAUUCUGCGCGUCAACAACAUCAUCAAAGCUGCUCCCAGGAAACGUGUGCCGGAUCAUCACCCCUGCUAAACACCCUCACAGCAGCCCGUGUAUUUAUUGAAAGGAAGUUGAUGCUCUUUGUUUCAUAGUUUCAUGUGUAGUCUCACUUCCCAAGCUUCGGUUGUGUCUGAAAGUUACUGCUUUACACAAUGACCUUUGACCUUUUGUUUACUCAAUAAACCGUCAUGACUGA